This is a messenger RNA of Striga hermonthica, 1887 nucleotides long. NCBI's taxonomy places the organism in Eukaryota, Viridiplantae, Streptophyta, Magnoliopsida, Lamiales, Orobanchaceae. The record is from the annotation of a GenBank genome assembly.
AUGUUCGCAUCAGGGAUAUUAGCAGCCGCAGCUUGCGCAGCUGCCGGUGUAGACCGAGCUUAUGCAGACGGGCCGCUUAAUUUUUCCCCUUUCUCGAAUUCAGCUUCGGUGGCUCCCCAGGCGGCGCCGGAACCUCCGGCCAAGCCGCCGUCAACUCAGCCGGCGGAGUCCCGUGCUCGAAACGACACCCCUCGGACGACUUCUGCUGGGUUCGACCCUGAGGCAUUGGAGAGAGGUGCCAAGGCGUUGAGAGAGAUCAGUGGCUCUUCACAUGCUAAAAAGGUAUUUGAACUGAUGAAAAAGCAAGAAGAGACCAGGCUGCAAGAGCUAGAAUCAAAAUCGGCAGAGUUCAAGGCACUGCAAGCUCAAGCUGAAACUGAAAAACAAAGGGUGGUGUAUGACGAACAAAAAAAACUAGCCCAGCAACAGGCACAAGUAAAAUCACAGAUGGCCCGCUAUGAAGAUGAGUUGGCAAGGAAAAGGAUGCAGGCGGAGAAUGAGCACCACAGAGCAAGAAAUCAAGAACUCGUUAAAAUGCAAGAGGAAUCGGCAAUGAGGCAGGAGGCUGCCAGACAGGCAACAGAAAAUCAGAUUCAAGCUCAACGUCGCCAAACAGAGAGGGAGAAGGCUGAGAUUGAACGCGAAACUAUCAAGGUGCGGGCUAUGGCCGAGGCAGAGGGACGGGCCCACGAAGCCUCACUUGCGGAGGAAGUUAAUAAACGAAUGUUGGUCGAGCGUGCUAAUGCUGAAAGAGAGAAAUGGGUUGCCGCCAUCAACACAACUUUUGAUCACAUUGGAGGGGGUUUGAGAGCGAUUUUGACAGAUAAGAAUAAACUGAUUGUAACUGUAGGAGGCAUAACAGCUCUUGCAGCAGGGGUCUAUACUACACGAGAAGGAGCUAGAGUAAUUUGGAGCUAUGUGGACCGAAUACUGGGACAACCAUCUCUGAUAAGAGAGUCCUCCCGAGGGAAAUAUCCAUGGUCUGGCCUAUUUUCACGUGCAAUGAGCAAUGUUACAGGUGCUAGCAGGAGAUUGAGCUCCCAAAGUGGGAACGGGUUUGGUGAUGUUAUUUUGCAUCCUUCUCUUCAGAAACGGAUUCAACAGUUGGCCAGUGCAACAGCUAAUACGAAAGCACACCAGGCACCGUUUAGAAAUAUGCUCUUUUACGGGCCACCAGGAACAGGGAAAACAAUGGCUGCUAGAGAACUUGCCCGUAAAUCUGGCCUUGACUAUGCAUUGAUGACUGGAGGAGACGUUGCCCCUUUGGGCUCUCAGGCUGUCACGAAGAUACAUCAAUUAUUUGAUUGGGCGAAGAAAUCCAAUAGGGGUUUGCUGCUUUUCAUCGAUGAGGCAGAUGCAUUCUUGUGCGAGCGGAACAAAACGUACAUGAGUGAAGCCCAACGAAGUGCACUCAACGCACUUUUAUUCCGGACGGGCGACCAGUCAAAGGACAUAGUCCUUGCCCUUGCCACCAACCGCCCGUCAGACCUCGACUCAGCUGUGGCUGACCGUAUAGACGAGGUCCUCGAGUUCCCUCUCCCGGGGCUUGACGAGCGGUUCAAGCUCCUCAAGCUCUACCUUGACAAGUACAUUGCGCGGGCCGGGAAUAGGCAAUCGGGCCUCUUCUCAAAAUUCUUCGAUAAGCAGCAGAAGGAAAUCGAGGUCAAGGGUCUAAGCGAUGAUGUAAUCAAGGAGGCGGCUGAUAAGACGGAGGGGUUUUCGGGAAGGGAGAUUGCAAAGCUUAUGGCAAGCGUGCAGGCGGCUGUGUACGGUAGCGAAGAUUGUGUGCUGGAUGCUAACCUGUUCCGGGAGGUGGUGGAUUAUAAGGUUGCUGAGCAUCAGCAGCGGAAGAAGCUUGCUAGUAGUGGUGAUGGGGGAAGUAAUUGA